Mesorhabditis belari is the source of this 1344-nucleotide messenger RNA. The record is from the annotation of a GenBank genome assembly. Lineage: Eukaryota; Metazoa; Nematoda; Chromadorea; Rhabditida; Rhabditidae.
AUGAGCCAAACAACGCCGACGAAAAAAUCGGCCGAUCCGGGCGGCACCCAACUUGACUCGCCAUUCAAAAGAGCUCGACUCGAAGAUGAUGAGCCACGGGCGAGCCAAUCAUCAGAGUAUCGGAUCGAUUCCGUCGGAGAUGGGCUGUCGGCGAGAUUUCCGAAUGAUUUCCAUCCAUAUUCAACUCAAUCAACAAUCAUCAAGGCAAUCAUCGAAGCGGCUCAAAAACGGGAAAGACUUUUGAUUGAGAGUCCAACAGGAUCAGGAAAGACGAUGAGUUUGAUCAUCGGAGCACUCGAAGCCUUGAAUGGAAAUGGAACAAGUGUUGAGAACAAACCUGAGCGUUUGAUUUUCUGCUCGAGAACUCAUUCUCAGCUCCAACAAACGAUUUCCGAGAUGAGACGAGCUGGCUUUCUUCUCAAGGAUUUCAGACACACGAUCUUGGCUUCAAGGAAAAAUUAUUGCACAAAUUCGAAAGUGGCUACUUCAACAGGCCUCAAUACGAAAUGCCGAGCUCUUGUCAAUCACAAACAAUCGAUUAAAGUUGAUGGAGCUGAUUGCAAGAAAUUUUGCCCAAUGUGGGAGAACUUUCAAAAGGCCAAAGAGAAGCCGAAUUAUCCGAGUCAACAUGAAGGAUCUGGUUUGAAAACUCAAAAGAAAACUUUUCGAGAGGAAUUCGUUGAUACAAAAGUUGCGAAUCAACUCUGGAACGUCGAGGAUCUGAAAACAGCUUUAUCCGACAAGAUGAAAAAUUAUCAAUUCGACUUGGAAGACUCACCUUUUUACUCAAGAAAUUGCACUGUACUGUUAGCUCCGGAUCCGGAUGGGCCCAAAUGUCCUUAUUAUGCGUCGAGGCAAAUGAUUGAUGAUGCGCAAAUCGUUUUCGCUCCUUACAACUAUGUGAUGAAUCCAACAAUCAGAAAAAUCUCUUUUGGUUCAAUGGGAUUGAGGAGAGCUCUUCUCGUGAUCGAUGAGGCUCAUAAUAUCGAGAAUCUUUGUCGAGAGGAGGCCUCAUUCGGGAUCACCGAUUUGUCAAUUCUGGAAACACUCGAAACGAUCGACAAAGCCGAUGAACGCCUAGCCAUCGCUUUGAGGGGCUUGGAAGCUCCAUUUAACGCUAAUCUGAAAAACGUCAGACGUGCCCUAAAUGAUCUCAAAACCUACGCCACAAAUUUCUUGAAGUGGUUGAUCGCUAAAGGAAAGCAGAAAUUCGGCGAAACGAGACAGCCCAGCAAUUUGACGGACUACAAAUUGAUUCUCUGUGAUCUACAAGACAGUCAAGAACUCAAUCUCUGUGGCAUCCUUUUGUCUUCGAUUGAUCUGGCCGACUUUCAAGUAAAAGAU